AUGGCUUCUCUUUCUUCUUCAUUGCCGUGUCGCAACUGGAGUUACAACGUAUUUGUGAGCUUCCACGGACCUGAUGUCCGUAAAACACUUCUCAGUCAUAUGCGCGAACAGUUUAAACGGAACGGGAUCACUAUGUUUGAUGAUCAAAAGAUUGUGAGAAGCGCAACGAUAGCUCCUUCACUCACAGAUGGAAUAAGAGAAUCGAGGAUCUCGAUAGUGAUUCUUUCCAAGAGAUAUGCUUCUUCAAGCUGGUGUUUGGACGAAUUGGUGGAGAUAUUGAGGUGCAAGGAAGUUAUGGGACAGAUAGUGAUGACCAUUUUUUAUGGAGCGGAUCCAUCUCAAGUUAGGAAACAGACCGGAGAAUUUGGGAUGGUUUUCGAUGAAACUUGUUCAAGUAAGACGGGAGAGGAAAGGCAGAAAUGGAAAGAAGCUUUGAAGGAUGUCGGCAACAUUGCUGGAGAAGACUUCCUAACAUGGGACAAUGAAGCAAACAUGAUUGAGAAGAUUGCCAGAGAUGUUUCAAAUAAACUGAAUGCUACACUGUCUAGGGAUUUUGAUGGCAUGGUGGGACUUGAACCUCAUUUGAGAGAGUUGGAGUCUUUGCUAGAUUUAGAUAAUAAUGGAGUAGUUAUGAUGGUUGCCAUCACUGGUCCUGCAGGGAUUGGUAAAACUACCAUUGCCAGAGCUUUACAAAACCGACUCUCUAAUAGGUUUCAGCUUACUUGUUUUAUGGACAACCUUAAGGGAAGUUAUUUAAGUGGUCCUGAUGUAUUGCGCUUACAAGCACAAUUUCUUUCAAAGGUUUUGAACCAGGAUGAUAUUAGGAUAUGCCAUUCAGGUGUGAUAGAAGAAAGGCUUUGCAAGCAGAGAGUGUUCAUCAUUCUUGACGAUGUAAGCAAUAUAAAGCAAUUAGAGGCAUUGGCGAAUGAAACUACAUGGUUUGGUCCUGGAAGCAGAAUUGUAGUAACCACCGAAAACAAAGAGCUUUUGCAGCAACAUGGUAUCAACACUACGUACUAUGUGGGGUUUCCAUCUUUUAAAGAUGCUGUCAAUAUCUUAUGUAGAUAUGCUUUUAGAAAAAACCCUCCUUAUCAUGGUUUUGAAAUGCUUGCAUUAAGAGUAACAGAGCUUUGUGGUAAGCUUCCGUUGGGUCUCUCUGUCGUGGGUUCAUCUUUACGUGGGAAGAAUGAGGACGAAUGGGAAAAGGUACUGAGGAAGCUGGAAACUAUACUUAAUCGAGGUAUUGAGGACGUGCUAAGAGUCGGCUAUGAAAAUUUAGAUGAAGAUGAGCAAACGCUAUUUCUCCACAUUGCAGUCUUCUUCAACUAUAGAAACUGUGAUCUCGUGAAGACAAUGUUCGAUAACAGUGACUUGGAUGUCCAAGAAGGGUUGAAAAUCCUUGAAAGAAGAUCUCUCAUAGAGAUACAUGGGGAAAGAAUAGAGAUGCACAUAUUACUACGACAGAUGGGUAAAAAAGCCAUUCAUGAACAAGAGCCUAGGAAACGCGGGAUCUUAAUGGAUGCUCAGGAGAUUUGUGAAGUUCUUGAACAUGCCAACGGUACAAGAGCUGUUUCCGGCAUAUCAUUUGAUAUAUCUGAUCUCGAUGACGUAUCUAUAAGUGAGAGAGCUUUCAAAAAGAUGCCUAAUCUUCGCUUCCUCAGAGUUUACAAAAGUAAAGAGGAUGGGAAUGAUGUAGUGCAUAUACCUGAGGAGAUGGAGUUUCCGCGUGGUCUAAGGCUGCUACAUUGGGAGGCAUACCCAAGUAAAUGUCUUCCUCCUACAUUUCAUCUUGAAUAUCUUGUGGAGCUCAAUAUGAAGAAUAGCAAGCUCGAGUACCUCUGGCAAGGAACACAGCCGCUUACAAAUCUCAAGAAGAUGGGUUUGUCAGGAUCUUUGCAAUUGAAGGAACUUCCUGAUCUUUCAAAUGCUACAGCUCUUGAGACGUUGGAUCUGAUGGGUUGUGAGAGUUUGGUAGAGAUUCCAUCCUCGUGUUCACAUCUUCAUAAACUACAGAAGUUGUGGGUGACCGGAUGCGUAAAGCUACAAGUCCUUCCAGCUCACAUGAACUUGGCAUCACUCGAAGAAGUCUUCAUGAGAGGAUGCUCAAGACUGAGAAACAUCCCAGUCAUGUCAACGAACAUCAGAAAACUGUGUAUAUCGGAGACAGCGGUUGAAGACGUGCCUACAUCGACCAGACUUUGA
Messenger RNA from Eutrema salsugineum, 2202 nucleotides. RefSeq names its product disease resistance protein RML1B. Bases 1 to 2202 code for a protein of 733 amino acids. The transcript is spliced from 5 exons. Gene Ontology annotation, molecular function: ADP binding. Lineage: Eukaryota; Viridiplantae; Streptophyta; Magnoliopsida; Brassicales; Brassicaceae. Gene Ontology annotation, biological process: defense response; signal transduction. The record is from RefSeq and is a predicted model, not a curated record.